AUGACAGCCGCAUUGCCAGCUCGUCAGAGACGUCUUUCGGUGGUGCUAUUUUUGGCACCUAUCCUCUUAUUAGCUUUCAGGCUCAAUGACGUCUUCCUUGCCAGUCGAGCUCCAGUGACUUCAUCUCGCUCGAGAUAUGCUUCGGACCUGGUUUCCAGCCAGCUCUACGGCACAUCCAGGCUUCAGCUGACGCUGUGUGAAGCCCGUGGCGGCGCGGCCGCGGGAUCUCUCGUGGCGCUCUGGCGUUGUGAUCCCCCGGAAAACAGGGAGGUGAUUGCCGGACCACCAGCAGCCGGCAAAGGCACCCAGUGCGAGAAGAUCAAGGACAAGUACGGUUUUGUGCACAUCUCAACAGGUGACAUCCUGCGCGAGAACGUAAAGAAGGGCACGGAGCUGGGCAAAAAGGCCAAGGGCUUUAUGGAUUCUGGUGCGCCGGGAGCUAAAGUCGUUACGUUGGUGCCAAGCGAGCUGAUUGUGGAUUUGGUGAAGGACCGCUUGUUGCAGGACGAUGUGAAGGAGAAAGGUUGCCUGUUGGAUGGUUUCCCUCGAGCUCCAGACCAGGCACAGGCCAUGGUGGAUGCAGGACUGGACGUGGAGAAGUUCCUGGUGAUCAAGGUGCCAGAUGACACCCUGGUGGAGCGUGGCUGCGGCCGACGCCUGGACCCCGAAACUGGUGAGAUUUAUCACCUGAAGUUCAGGCCUCCACCUGAAGAGGCCGUGGAUCGUCUCAUCCAUCGCAGCGAUGACCAGGACCGGAGGUCAUGGAAAGCCGGAGAAAUUCUGACCGGAGGAUAA
Molecule: messenger RNA, 795 nt
Organism: Cladocopium goreaui
Lineage: Eukaryota; Dinophyceae; Suessiales; Symbiodiniaceae
Source: the annotation of a GenBank genome assembly